Sphenostylis stenocarpa is the source of this 396-nucleotide messenger RNA. The record is from the annotation of a GenBank genome assembly. Lineage: Eukaryota; Viridiplantae; Streptophyta; Magnoliopsida; Fabales; Fabaceae.
AUGCUUUUGUCUGAAUGCAUUUUGCUUUCUGCAAUGUCCAUUUGUUCAUCAUCCAUGGAAUUGACCGCAAAAUAUUGCUGGGCUCAACUUCAAUUGUUUCUUCCGAUAUCUAUAUCACGAGCACUUCAGCCUUCAGCUACUCUUAAGGAUGUGAUUGUUGUUGUUAUGGGGGGUUUUUUUGGUGGAAAAUUUGUGGCUGGUAAUCAUUCAUCUUCCAUGACAGAGAUCACUAUGUUCAAAUGUGUUUGUGUUGUAGGUCAUCUUGCUUUUGCACCUUGCAUUAAAGUAAGUGAUUCGGAUGAAGAUGCCAUUGGUAGUCCUGGAAUAUUGACUAUGGUGCCAUCUUUCUUGAUUGGAGAGGUAGUUUUCUGGGAUGCUUCGUGUUUGUACAAAUAA